Molecule: messenger RNA, 6757 nt
Organism: Chlamydomonas reinhardtii
Lineage: Eukaryota; Viridiplantae; Chlorophyta; Chlorophyceae; Chlamydomonadales; Chlamydomonadaceae
Exons: 16
Coding region: 408-5621 (1737 amino acids)
Biological process (GO): calcium ion import across plasma membrane
Cellular component (GO): membrane; voltage-gated calcium channel complex
Molecular function (GO): high voltage-gated calcium channel activity
Source: RefSeq, a predicted model, not a curated record
GGCCUGCAGCAUAGCAGCGGCGAGGGCCUCCCGUUGCGCUGACAGCGCACAGUCCGCCUUGCUACGUCGCUACUCGCUGGGCUUAGUAUUGGAACCACCUCCAGACUGACGCGGGGCCGGGGCGGCGUCCAGCCGACAGCUGUAGGGAUGACCCAAAAGGCCAGAAGGCCAGCUGUACAAUUGGAGCGGCAGGGCCCUGGGCAGGGUCCGGGGAUCCCGGGCAGAAGCGACAUGAAAGGGUGCGGCAGACGCUAAGCUUCGGAGUUGAACUUGUGAAGGCCCUGCGAAUGGGCCGCACGCUCUCUGGACGACCCAGACAGAGCGACACAAGCUCAUCUGGCGAAGAAUCAGAAGGAGAUGGAGGCCAACAGCACGCUCUGUUCCAUGCGCUGGCCCAGGGACGGGGUAUGGAGUCUCUCGACGCGCCCUCGGAAUCGGUGGACUAUCGCCAAGCGCAACGGGCUCGGUUACAGCAAUUAAACAACGAUGAAGUUGCUGCUCGGGUCGCUGCUCGCGUCAAGAAGGACGCAGUUUUCGGACAAGGCGAGCACGCAGCCUUCGGUGCAGGGCACCGGCGGAGCAGCGACACUGGCGCGGGGUUUAGCCCCCGGGAAGGGGGGGCGCCGGGCCUCAUGCCCAGCGCAAGCGGGCGCCACCCGCCGACCAUCAUGCCCAGCGCAAGUGGGAGACACCCGCCGGCCCUGUUGCCCAGCGCUAGUGGGAGGCCUGCACCGGGCCUGGUGCCAAGCGCCAGUGGGAGGCAUCAGCCCAGGCUCGUGCCCAGCGCCAGCGGCAGGCACCCAGCGGCAGGCGACAACGCCGGGCACGCGGGCUUGACUGCGCCCGAGCCGGCCGUAACGCUGACCCCUGUAGCUGAGGAGCAGCCGCAACCGGCGGCUGUGGGCGGCACAGGGCUGGGGACCGGCGCCGCAACGCGGCCUGACAGCCCGCUAGAGAUGCAGCUGCAGGCCCUGCUGCAACAGCAACAACAACGGCCGGCGAGCGGCGCGCAGGGCGCCGCCGACGGCUUGGACAGGAAAGGCGCGGACUACGGCGCAGCCGCCGCUGCCGCGGCGGUCGGAGCUGCAGCUGCGAAGCCGCCGUCGGCGGCGCAGGUGCCGUUGGUGCCGCUGAUGCUGGCGACGGUGCCUCUGGAGGACAAGGCAGCGGGCGCGGGUGGUGGCGGGGGCGGCGACCGGCCGGGAUCUCGGCCGGGCGGGCCGCGGCGGCCGGACACAGCCAAUAGCCUGGCCACGUCGCUGGCGCAUGAGGGCACUUACGACAUUGAUGAGCAGGAGAUGGCUCAUUACAGCUGGCUGCGGCGCACGGCGGCUCGCAUCUGCGCGCACCCCGACUUUGAGAUGGUGGUGGUGUUGCUCAUCUUCGGCAACAUGAUCACUCUGGCGCUGUACCGGCCCACGGAGGACGACAGCUCCCACUGGAACCACGCGCUGUUCUGGGCGGAGGCGGCCUUCAACUUUCUGUUCAGCGCGGAGAUGGCGCUGCGCAUGGCGGCGCUGGGCGGCGUGUUCGCCUACCUGCGCCACCCCUGGAACGUGUUCGACUGCAGCAUGGUGGUGGCGGGCUACGUGGCCUUCAUCCCCACAGGCAGCAGCGAGGGCAGCAGCGGCGUGCGCGCGCUGCGGGCGCUGCGCGCGCUGCGGCCGCUGCGCACGGUCACACGGUUCGAGAGCCUGCGCGCCAUCGUGGUGUGCUUCCUGGAGGCCGUGCCACUGCUGGGCAGCGCCGUGGGCCUGAUGCUGCUGUUCAUGUUCGUGUUCGCGGUGGCUGGCACCAACCUGUACGCCAACGUGUACCACCAGAAGUGCUACGACGACUUGACGGGCCUGCCGGAGGAGAGCCCGCAGGACCCCGACAUGCUGGGCUGCGGCAACUGGCGCACCUGCCCCAGCAACUUCACAUGCGAGAUCACUGCCGCCAGCGACGCGAUCAACAUCGCGGGCUUCAGCAACGUCGGCUUCUCCAUGCUGUCCGUCUUCCAGUGCAUCACCGUCACCGGCUGGAGCUUUGCCUUCUACCGCACCACCGAUAACACCAGCCCCGUGGCUGCGAUCUACUACGUGCUGCUCGUCAGCAUUGGGGCCUACGUGCUGGUGAACCUGUUCCUGGCUGUGCUCAAGAUCAAGUUCGCCAAGGCCCAGACGGCCUUCCGAGCGCGCAACGCGGGCCGCACCAAGGGCCGGCGCAACAGCGUGAUGACGCUGUUCGCGGCCGCCAAAUCCAAAUUCACAGAGUACAGCAACAAGCGCUCGCAGGCGCACUCGCUCAACACCUCGAUCGCCAACCUCAUCAGCAGCCGCAUGUCGCAGUUCAGCAGCGUCAGCCGGGCCAUGUCGGGGCCCGCAGCAGACGCCGCCGCCGCCGUGACGGCGGUGGACGCGCUCAUGGCAACCGAUGGCGCCGCCGCCGCUGCCGCCGCCGGCAGCAAUCCACAGCAGCCGCUGCUCCUGAUGUCUAGCAGCGAUGCCGCGGCGGGGGCGAAAGGGGAGGCGGCGACGGCGGCAACGGCGGCGGGGGCAACGCCGUCGCUGCAUCUGCCAGGCGCCGUGCCGCCGAGCGCGACGUCGGGCCCCGGCUCGGCUGCCAACAGCGCCCGGUCCUCCCUCAACGGCAGCCCACGGCUGCCGCCCAAAGGCACGGCCAUGGGCGCGGAUGCAGGUAUGGGAGGCGGCGGCGGCGGCGGUGGCGGCCGGCCAUCGGCGGACGGUGCCCUGCCGCCCGGGGUGCCCCUGGGGCGGGCGUUGGUGCCCAACGGCAGCGCGCGCGUGUCCUUGGAGGUGAUGCGGCCGCCGCCGCUGCCGCUGGCUGCGGUCGGCCUGGGGGCAGGGGAAAGCAGGCGGGCCUCGGGCGAUGCGGCGCGGCCAACGCCGAGCUUGUCGGGUGCUGCUGGGGCUACUGGUGGGGCUGGGGGCUCGGGCAGGCGCUCGGUGGACGCGCCCCGCCCGCCGGCGCCGCAGCCGCCGCCGCACGGGCGCCCGCCGGGGCAGCGGCUGCAGCACGGCAGCGCGCGGCCCUCCGGGGAAGCGGACCUCGCCGCGCCAAGCCCCAGCGUGGACAGCGCCAGUGCCGCUGCCACGCCGGCGCCGGCGGCACCGGUGGUGGCAGUAGCCACCGCUGCAGCCGCGCAGGACCGGCACCACCAGAGCGACACAGCGCACAGGGAGCCGGCCGUGGGCGGCGCCUGCGCGCGGUCAGAGCCGUCGCUGCCGGCCUCCGGCCCGCCCUCGAAAAAGGUGCUCGGGACAGGCGCGCAGGAGCAUGAGCAGCCACUGGCAGCGGUCGACAGCGCGUGCGGGAGCGGCAGCGGUGGCAGUGCGGCGGUGUCGCGUCGGGAAUCGCACAGCUCUAUGCUGUCGGGACCCGAAGCCAGCCUAGGUGUGUACCUCAAUCCGUCGGCGGGGACGCUGGCGGCGGCGGCAGGUGCGGCGGCGGGCGGCGGGGCCCCGGGGCCGGCAAAGCGCGCGUCGCGCAUCCCCGCCACAGCGGUGGUGGCGGAGGAGGAGGGCGAGGAAGACGAGGAGGCGGAUGGCCCGCGCACCUUCGCGCAGCGGCGCAGCGGCGCGGCAGCGGCACAGGCGGAUGCGGAGGCAUCGUCGGCGCUGCAUCGCGGCCCGGGGCCGGUGGCGGAGGGCGUGGGCGCGCACGAGUCGUUGCCUUCCGUGGAGUCCCCGCGUGGCUCCAGGCCGCCGGGUACGGUGGUGGCGGCACCGGGGUCGCGCUCGCCGCGCGCUAGCGCGCCCGCGUCGCCGCGGCGGUCGGAGCCGGGCCAGCCGCCGCGGCCGUCCGACACGGGCUCAGCAGCUGGCUUCGUGCCGCACCCGCUGCACCCCAACCCCAACUACCGCCCCUCGCUGCCCAGUCCGCGCGUCUCCGCGGCUGGCGUCGCCGCCGCACCCGGCGGCAGCUCGAAUGAGCACGCACACGCCCACACGCACCAAUCGCACCAAGGCUCACACCAGCACCAGAGCCACGACGGCAGCCACCACGCGCACCACCACGAACACCAUGCUAGUCACCAGCACGGCAGCCACGAGCACCCCGGCAGCCGCACCGACUCGCGCGACCCUCGCCAGCACUCGCACUCGCACGGCGGCAACCCGCCCGACUCCCGCCAGCACUCCCACCAGCCGCACGGCCACGGCCCCCACGCCCGCAGCAACCAGGUGCUGCCGCUGCCGCUGCCGCUGGGCGGCCACUACCCGCCCGGCUCCAAGCCGCCGGUGCUGCGUGGCAGCAUGGGCGGCAACAACGGCUCCUUCGUGCGGCCCUUCGGCGGCAUGGGCGUGGGCGUGGGCGGGAGCAUGCUGGGCGGGAGUAUGCUGGGCGGCAGCAUGAUUGGCGGCAGCAUGCUUGGAGGAGACCCGCAGAUGAUGUUGGGCGGCAACCUGGGCAUGGCCGCUGCCAUGAUGGACCCCGCCGAGUUCGACGACUUCGUGGCCGGCGAGCCGCCGCUGCGGCGCCUGCACCUGCGCGCCAUGUUCCGCGCGCGGCUGCUGGUGAGCAGCCAGAGCUUCUCCUACCUCAUGCUGGCGGUGAUCGUGGCCAACACGGUGGUGCUGGCUAUGGAGUACGACGGCAUGACCGCCAGCUACGAGCAAGGCCUGCGAAUCUGUAACUACGUCUUCACGGCGGUGUUCACUCUGGAGAUGGUGAUCAAGCUGUUCGGCAUGGGCGUAUGGGACUACCUCAGGGACACGUUCAACCUGUUUGACGGCGCGGUGGUGACGGUGUCGUGGCUGGAGAUCAUCCUCACAGCCGUGGGCUCCGGCGAGUCGCUCAACGCGAUGGCGGCCCUGCGCGCCUUCCGCGCGCUCCGCCUGCUCAAGGCCUUCCGCUACCUUGGGCCGCUGCGGAAGAUCGCGUCCAUGCUACUCACGGCCUUCAACAGCUUCGCGGCCAUUGCGGUGCUCAUCGGGCUGUUCUGGAUCGUGUUCGCCAUCGUGGGCAUGCACGUGUUCGGCGGGCUGGCACUGGAUCGAGACGCCUACCCCAACUUCGACACGUUCCUGAACUCGCUCGUCGCCACCUUCAACACGCUGACGCUGGAGAACUACCAGAACACCAUGUACGGCGUGGUGCGCGCCUCCAACUGGGGCAGCUCCGUGUUCUUCGUGGCGUGGAUCGUGGUGGGCAAGUACAUCCUGCUCACGCUGUUCCUGGCCGUCACGCUGGAGGCCUUCGAGGCCAAGUACGACACGCAGGGCGCCAACAGCAGCUGGGUGAGCAAGAUGCGCUCGGCGAUGGGCUCGGCGGUGGGCUCGGUGGUGAGCAGCGUUAAGCGCUCCAUAGGCAGCCGCCGCAGCAGCGUGGACGGCGGCAGCGGCACUCAGACGCCCACGCAUCAGCAGGGCCGCGGCCGCACCUCCGGCUACGGCGGCCAGUCGUCUUGGAUAUCGCCGCAGCUGACGGCGCAGGACACGGCAGCGCUGUCCGCACGCAGCGAGGCGGGUGCGGGGGCGGUGGCGCUGGCGGCGCUGCCGGCACCUGAUAUGGUGGCUGGCGGCGCGGGCAAGGGAGAUGAGGGAGGCAACGUGGCGGCGGCGACGUUUGACCCCCGCGUGGCGGCGGCGGCGUGCUCGCCGUAUGGCAAGGCAGCCUGAAGGCGUACACGCUCGACUUCCACGGCCGCAUCCGCGCCAGCAGCGUGAAGAACUUCCAGCUGGUGCACUGGGACCACAACACGGACCGCAAGGGCUCUGACCUGGUGCUGCAGUUUGGAAAGAUUGACGAGAACACUGACGACUUCGCGCUGGAUUUCACCUACCCGCUCAGCCUGCAGAAGGCGUUCGCCAUCGCGCUCGCAAGCACCGACACAAAGCUGUGCUACGCGUUGUAAGCAGCUGGCAGUUUGCACGAUUGCGCCGCGAUGCGCAGCGGUCUCGGUGUGAAGCGCGGGAGCGUGUGUGGGUGGGACGCGUGAUGAUGCGGUGCGGCGCGAUGUUCAUGCACGAGUGGAAUGCACAUGGGUGCGUUGGGUGUGCAGCCCAAAACCCGAAUUGAUAAAUGCUGUUGAUUUGUGGCGUGCGCGCGCACGCAUGGGUGCGCAAGCACGACUUGUCGAGGUGACGUCCCAUGAUCCCAUUGUGUUUGGUUUGUGUAGUACAUAUUCGCAGGUUGCGCGCAGGUGUGUGUGUGCCUGCAGGGCGGUCUGCGAGGCUGGGGUGUGAAAGGCAUUGUUUCAUUCUGACCAUGGAAGCUUCAUGGUCCUGAUCCGCCGCUUGACGCUGCCGCAUGCAUGGCAGGAUAUUUACGUGAGCCACCUAUGGCAAUUACACGCAGAUAAAGACUCUAUCAACUGCGUUCUGCUGCGCUGCUGGAUGGUUGCCGGUGGCAUGUACAGGUUCGGUGGUAUCAUGGAUAGCGGUGCGGGGUAACGGCCCGAUGGUUGGGACUGACGCGUGAGCUGACUACAGGACCAAACCGUAGUAUUGAUGCAUCUUGACGGAUUAACGCUGAUUGCGGCAGGGCCUGACGGGGCUGGCAGGCUGGGGGCUCACACUGGAACUGAAAGCAAACACUUUCAAAGCUUGGACGAGGUAUGACGACGAUGCUGCUGGUCGUCGGGAUGCCGUGCUGACUGGCUGAAAUUUGGAGGAGACUGCUGUGAACCCGUGUGAUGUUACUGGGACACUGUUGCAUGGAUGGGGCGUGCCAAUCGCCCAAACGUAGUGAGCAAAGAUGCUGCCUCCAACCACGAGGCCAACCUGGCGAAGCCGUACUGUAACAAUUACGGAUU